UAACUUUGGUCAUUGCUUGUAUAAUGCAGCACUUGCUGCUUACUUUACGUUGCACAGUAAACCGAGGUCGGGUCGUUUGAAGAAUGUGAGUCUUCGGCUGGUUCAGGCUUGCUGGUGAAGCGUAACUCAUGUGCAUGGCAAUGAAUUUGGUGUGCAGACGGCGCGUUUGCGGGGCCAGCUAGCCGGGCGGGUUGGGACGCCUCGACGAUGCUUGAUGUCCUAAAGUCCACAGAUGUCCUGUUUAAAUGCUCAUGUUUAUUACGUUAAAUGGCCUCUUUGUCUCUGCAGGAGGCCGGUUGGGGGCGUCACCGUUGGGCGGACUCGCGCGCUACCGUCUUCACAGACAGCCUAAAUGGAUCUCCAGCAUCCGUUAUUACAUGACGGGGCAGCUGGCAUCCCGGCCACGCCGCACAACGAGGCGAUGACAGCGGCGACGGGUCCCAGGACGUCCCUCGACACAGCCGUCCCCACAUCCCAGAAGCAGCUGCCUGUUCUUGAUGACUCUCUUGUUUGCGGAGGAGCGCAUUCGGUCGUGGAGAACGGACCGCAGCUGAACCCGAGUUCGCUGCGAGGGAAGCGCAGUCGAGCCGAGCAGGACGAGGGCCUACUGCUGGGCGAGAGCCGGAGCAGUUGUAGACGCUUGGAGCAACAAGCCGGGCAGGCUGCGGAUACCUCACAACACCAUGCCGCUUCAGAAACAACGGGCGCCUCAACUCCGAAGUUUUUAACGUCGGCGGGUGCUGUUGCGGGAGCACCUACUGCCCAUAUAGGCCGGUGUACGCAGACGGUGGAAAUCCAGGAGGGAGGCCUGUCGGGCCUUCCAGCAGGCGACCAACGGGUCCUCGCGGCGCCGACAGCUGGCUCUCCAGCGGCGGCCCCCGCCCAGCUGCAGGCGGCACGCCUGUUAGCUAGCCUGCCGCUGGUGCCGCCUGCAACAGCGGCUCUGCUGCAGCCAAAUGCGCUCCACCGGCACUCCGGCUCAUUUUUAAUCGAGACGGAAAACUGUGCCGGGGCGGAACCACGCUGCCGGGUGGGCGCGCACACCGGAGGCGAGGGCAGCGGAGCAGCGGUGAGCCCGGGCCUCCCGCACAGCGGCUCUGACCGCUCUUUUUACCCAUCCGCCAGCGGCAGUGGCAGUGGGCGCAGCUUCUGUAGGGAUGAUGCCAGCCAGGGUGCGGAUGUCGCAGGGGCGGCAGUGCCGCCCCGCAGCAGCAGCGGCACAGGCAGCGAUGGCAGGACGGCCAGUGAUGCGGGUCGAGGCAGCGGGAGUGGGAGCGGCAGCGGUGCAGGCAGCCGCGGAGGCAGUGGCAACGGGAGCGGGAGCGGGAGCGCCAACGCUGCCGCCGCAGCUGCUGGACAGCUGCUUCAGCCGCAUCAGCAUCCCCAGCAUCACCCUCAGCAGCAACAGCAGCAGCGGCAGCAGCAGCAGCAGGCUGCGCAUCCGCACACCAGCAUAAACACAAUCGGCACCGCGGCCACCAUGUCUUGCGGGCCAGCGCAAUCCGCGCCACUGGCGGCAGCGCUGCACAGCAGCUGGCGCGCCGGGGGUGGCCCCGACAGCACAGCUGCUCCGGCGCAAGCAUGUUUCGCUGCCGCCGGGGCCGGCCGGGGCUCGGGCCCACCCUGUGCGGCGCAAGGUGCUGCGGCCACAGACGGCAACGACCCCCGAACGCUCGAGCACGCGGAUUUGGAUGAGCAGCUGGAUACCGUACUGGCGACCACGGCGGGCUCGGUGCUGGACAUGGCGUCGACACAGCUGGGGGCGGCGCUGCCGCAGGGCGUCAGCGCGCGGCUGAAGAAGCGCAUCCGCAUCAUCCAGCCCAUCAGCAGGGCCUGGGAGGAGGAGACAUUUCGGACGCCUAGCGGGACUGGUGGCGGCGGCGGUGGCUGUGGCGGCGACCACGGUGAUGGCGAUGCGGCCGCCGGCGACAUGGGCGGCAGUGGAGGCAGUGGUAGUGGUGGUGCGGCGGCGGCGGGCCAUGGGGCAGGCGCGGCGGCGGCAGGGGCCGCGACGUCUACAGACUGUGGCAUAUGUCGCCAGGACUCAUCAGCUUCCGGACGCACGGUGCAGGGCAAGGCGCCGGCGCUCACGCCGCUUCGCGCUACCGGCACGGCGCGGCCUGCCAGCAGCGCGGCGGGGCUGGAGGGCCGCGGCGCGGCGCCGGCAGCAGCGGUCACAGCGGGCAUGGCAGCGACGGCAGCCGCAGUGGGUGCGGCGCGCACCGGCGAUGCGGCAGCUGCGCUGGUGCAGUGCCACAGAGCCUGCUCGCAGGACGGCUCACGCCUGGCCAUGGACCUCCAAGCCACAUUGUCGGGCCGCGCGGCAGGGGCCAUGGCAAGUGCCGGCACAGCGCCCGCAGCCGGUGACGGGCCGGCCUCAGACACGGUGUCUCUGGACCUACUGGCGGCCGCAGCAGCGGAUGAAAGCGCGGCAGCGACGGCGGUCCGGCGGCCGUUAGGUGCCUGCCCGAAGCAGGAAGACCUCAUGCUGCUACCAACCGAACUGGAGGCGCCUGCGCUCGCAGAUGUUGACAUGGCUGAGUGCUCGCCCUUCGGCCUCGGAGUGAGCGGCGUGUUACCGGGCCUGGCACAUCCUGGCGGCGCUAGGGCAGGCGACGUCAGCACGCUGCUGCACCUGCCCAGCACUCGUGCCGCAGCUGCGGCGCGCAUGCCGCCACCCCGCCAGCAUAGCGGCGAAGCAACGCCGGGCAGCAAAGCUGCCGGGGGGCCUCCUGGAGCCCCUGGGAAGACCCUGCAGGGCGCGGAUGCCUUUGGCUUUGCCUCGGUGUUUCUCCCUCCUCAUCCGUCUAAUGCACUUCGGAACGGCUCCUUUGACAGCCCCAAGCAUGGCGACAAGCCCGCCGGCCCCGCCGCUGCAGGCGCAGGAGGCCCCCAGGCCACCAUGCAGCUGCGGCCGCCCCCGCCUGCCGUUGCAGCCGCACCUGCGGCUAGCUGCGGGCUUGCGCAAGCUGCUGCGAACGGGGACGCAUCUGUCGCAGCCGGUGCGGCGCACAGCAUGGGCCACUUACUCCGCGGGGCACCGACAGCAGGGGCUGGAGGCAGUCAGGCAUUUGGUGACGCGAGCGGGGCGAUCGGCUGUGGAGCCAUGCGUGGGCCGGCCUCGUCAGGGGCCCUACCGACCGGCCCUGGCUCGGUCAGCGCAGCGACGGCGAUGGACGCCCUGCCUAGCGUGUGCCCGCCCUCCGCUGUUCCCGCGUCGACGGGUGCGGCAACCGCGGCGGCGGCUCCGGCCAACCGGCCCACGGCGUUGGGUCCAGGUGACCCGCUGCGGCUGUUGCACCAACAGCCGCCGGCGUGCCUGGGCAGGGUCCAGGGCGAGCUGACGCUCCUGUACCAAUGGUACGUGGCAAACAAAACCGUGUACCUGGACCAGGCGCGGCAGCAGCUGCAGCGCGUGGAGUCACUGACGGCGCAGGCCGUGUCCAACGCGGCCGCCGUCGCCGCGGCCGCCGCCACCAGCGGUGGGCCGCAUGCGGCAGGCGACGCCGCCAUUGCCCUGUCCUCCGCAGCCAUGGCGAGGGCGGAGAGCUCGGAGGCCAUCCGCGCCUUUGAGACGGCGCUGCAGAUCAUGCGCGUGUGCAGCAAAGUGGAGCAGCAGUCCGUAGCCGUGGGCGGCGGGCUGCCGCAGCAGCAGCAGCCGCACCCGCUGCUGCACCCGCAGGCCAUACCACAGCCGCCGCGGCCGCUGCUGCCUCUGGGCGUGCCACUCGCAGCCUGGCAGGCGGACGUGGCCGCGGCGGCGGCCGCCGGCGGCGGAGGCGGCAUGCCGCCUUUGCAUUUCCGCCAGCCCAUGACGGGGCAAGAAUCCAGGGAGUCAGCCGACUUGGCGAUGGCGCUGGCGGCAUCCCAGCAGCAGCAGCAGCAGCCGACAGGAGGCUAUACAGCAGCUGGUGUGCCGCCAAGCCCGUGGGCAGCCAUGGCGCCGGGUCCGGAGGCCGCGCUGGCUGUCGCAGCGGCCCUAGUUGGCGCCUCCGGACUGGGCGGCAGGGCAAAGGACGGGAAAGCAAGGAGCGCUGGAGCCGCGGAGGCGGCUCGCCUGCCGCAGCUUCCGUUGCUGGUUCCUCCCGGCGGCCUCGGGUCGCCGCAACAACCGUCGCCGCGGGGUCUGCCGCUGAAGCUGAACCACACGUGCGCGGCUGCAGCUGACGCGCUGGCUCCCGCAACACUGGCUGCGCUAGGUACAGAGAUGGCGGCGCUCAGUGGGCCGCCCGCUGCGGCGGCGUCGGCACCGCUGCUGGCGACACUGCCGAAUACGGGACUGCCGGCAGCGGCCCACCCAGGCGGUCGCGCCAAGGCGUGACAAGGUAAUCAGCCGCUCAUGCAGAACCUGAGCUCGGAGGUUUGUUACUAACCGCCAGUAUGGGAUCCUCCUAUGUGUGAUUGGGACAUUGCCGGAGGAGGAAGCUGCAGAAAAGCACAGGCUUGCGGUUAAGAGCAGUGACCAAGCAUAGGAAUUGUUCUGUCUCCUGGCGGCACUACUCCAGUCCGACAUUGCGGUGUUGUUUGUUUGUGUUGUGUUGUGGCAGAGGCAGCCGUACGUUGCUGUUGCGGCCGUACCUGCCUGCUGCUGUGCAUCUUCUUUGCAUCUACCCGAUAUCCGCUAUCAUUAUGCGCGGCUCUAGCUUCCAUCGCACUUGCUAGCGCAUGGACGGCUUGCACGGGUGGCACGCAUUCAUAAGUUGCAUUACGCUUGGUGAGGUCACUGAGCUUGGAGCGAAGGUGUUACCACAUGUUUUUUUUUCGGAUUCGCGCCUACGGGGGGCUCAAGGCCCUGGCAAGAGCAUGUUGCGAUUCGCGGCACUUGGCGGUUGUAUGCGAUACACCUUACCGUGUCAAGGCCAUCUACCGGAGGGCUAUGAAAAGGCCGCCUGGAUAAUUGCACCGUUUUGCUAGGAAGGUAUCUCUUGGGGCGCAUGACAAUGAUUCGCAUGGCUGAGUUUGAAGGUUGUUGCCGUUUGUGUACGCGCGCACGUGUGCUUGUGAUAUCAAAAGAUUUGUGGCGUUGUGCGUUGUCGCUGGUGACAGUGGGCGCGUUGGUCUCGUACUCGGCGGCUGUGCAGGGGGUGUUUGUUUUCGCAUCUACAUGUGUUGUUGAGGGGAUAUUGGGAGAUACUUGUUCUGAAUACAUAGGCAAACCAGGCACUUGUACGCGACUGGCGAGUGCCAGUGGGUCUGCCAGCGCCUUCAAGAACUAUGCUGUACAGAGAAGCUGCAUGCAACGCAACCGAAACAAGCAAGGCCUGAACUUUGUGCUGGGGGUUGUUGGUUAAACAUGUCACCACUAAGCAUCUUAUGCUAGGCUGUGAUGGAUGGGGUCAGCGUUUCCACGUACAAUGGUUGGUGUGAGACUGUGUGAGCGGUGCAAAUCAACGAAGACAUCCAGUAGCGGCUCAGAUGAAGAGUUGCAGGAAAGUUGCGGAAAACUUGCGGGCGACGUCAGAUUGUCCACCUGUUAUGUGGGUCCGAAGAUUGGUGGUGCGUCAUGAAACGCCUCUCGCACGCUGGUUUGUGUCUUUCAAUGGCGAGGAUACAUUUGUGUUCAAGGGGGGCGCAUGCUCCCGGGUAAGGUGUUGAGGGGCGUGGGGUUGUGGCCGAGGGUUUGCUGGCACAUGUCUUGCAACCUAGGCAUGCAUGCCGAGAGGGGCUGCAAACACUGGGGAACCCAACGCAUGCUGGGUAUAGGUACGAGGUUUGCCAAAGGAUGUCUGCUGGUCGCUCACGGAACUCGCUCACGGUACUUGUGAAGCGCGUGGCGUGUAGUGUGCCAGUACAGUAGGGGCAACACUCGAAGGAGUCAGAUUGCCUGCACAUACGCAUCAACAUGAGAUGUAGUCGACCAUCAGACACGCCCCUCAGCCAAUCCUGGCGUAAUCGCGGCUUCUGGGUGCACGUCCCCCGCGCGCUUUGUACAGGUGCUCCAGCAGUCGAGCCAGCUCCAGGAUGCACAGGCAACUGCAUGGACACUCUCCUGUGGAAGACGUGCAAGGCCGUACGCCGACACAGAGGAAGCAGGACAGGGAGCUGCGCAGGGAGGCUGUCUUGCUGGCACGGGAGAUCGCUACUGUGCCUGGGUGGCCAACUGUAGCAGGAACGCCGUAAAAGGACUUGAUGACGAGCUGGGGCUACCUUUUAGAGUAGGGA
Molecule: messenger RNA, 6162 nt
Organism: Chlamydomonas reinhardtii
Lineage: Eukaryota; Viridiplantae; Chlorophyta; Chlorophyceae; Chlamydomonadales; Chlamydomonadaceae
Exons: 2
Coding region: 353-4321 (1322 amino acids)
Source: RefSeq, a predicted model, not a curated record